This is a messenger RNA of Drosophila ficusphila, 970 nucleotides long. RefSeq names its product achaete-scute complex protein T5. Gene Ontology annotation, molecular function: protein dimerization activity; RNA polymerase II transcription regulatory region sequence-specific DNA binding; DNA-binding transcription factor activity, RNA polymerase II-specific. Bases 101 to 745 code for a protein of 214 amino acids. The record is from RefSeq and is a predicted model, not a curated record. Gene Ontology annotation, biological process: positive regulation of transcription by RNA polymerase II. Gene Ontology annotation, cellular component: RNA polymerase II transcription regulator complex. Lineage: Eukaryota; Metazoa; Arthropoda; Insecta; Diptera; Drosophilidae. The transcript has a single exon.
UCAAGUAGAGACCAUCCCAGUCAUUAUAAAAAAAAAAAACAAAAAACAAAAUAUUUCACAUUCGAAAUCCUUCGAAAACUCUAAGACACAAAACACAAAAAUGGCUCUGGGCAAUGAGAAUCAGUCCUUCUUCUACGACGACGAGUCGGCCACUUCCCCGGUCAGUGGGCCUUCUGUCAUCCGGCGGAAUGCCCGGGAACGCAAUCGCGUCAAGCAGGUCAACAACGGCUUCAGCCAACUGCGGCAGCAUAUUCCCGUGGCCAUAAUUGCCGAUUUGAGCAAUGGUCGUCGCGGAAUUGGACCGGGUGCCAACAAGAAGCUCAGCAAAGUCAGCACACUGAAAAUGGCCGUAGAGUACAUACGCCGCUUGCAGAAAGUCAUUGAUGAGAACGAUCAGCAGAAGCAGCAGCAGCAGCAGUUGCAGUUGCAGCAGCAACAUCUGCACUUCCAGCAACAGCAGCAGCAACAUCAGCACUUCUAUGCCUGGCAGCAGCAGUUGCAGUUGCAAUCGCCCACUGGCAGCGUGAGUUCCUGCCACAGCAACAACAGCAGCGGCAGCAACAGUUCCUACUACACACCAGCCCACUCAUCGGCGAUCCCAGCAGCAGCCACAUCGUCGGCGUCCUCCGACAUCGUUACCAAGUUGGAAACCAGCUACGAAGACUAUCGCAACAACUCCUGCAGCUCUGGGGCCGAAGACGAGGACAUCCUAGACUACAUAUCCCUCUGGCAGGACGAUCUGUAGGUUGCCCAUCCUCAAAGUCCACUGCAAUCGCUAGUCGCUUUCAACCAUCACAACACACAACAAACCAUUGAUUGCCCAACAAGUAUUACCUCAGCCACAAAGUAUUUAUACUCCCCAAAUGAUUUUUUUUUCGACUGUACAAAUUAGUUUUUAAGUCUUUAUAUAGUUUAUAAGACUAGCUCGUAGAUGGAAGACAAUGUAAACUUAAGAACAUCUUUUUUUAAC